GACUGAAGGCAGACAAAGGCGAGGAGAGAGACGGCGUGCUUCUUCCAUCCUGCUGCAGAGACUCACUCCCCCCCCCGUCCACACUCACACUCACGCGCACACACCCUUCACUCCUCAGCCGGCAGCAGCAGAGACGCAGACUCGUCAGAGCUGGUCACCACCACCACCACACAUUCACCACAACCAUCACAACUUUCAGUCAUCAUGGAGCUAGACUUUGGACAUUUUGACGAGCGAGACAAGGCCUCCCGCACCCCGCGGGGCGGGCGCUUGAAUGGACUCCCCAGCCCGACCCACAGCGCCCACUGCAGCUUUUACCGCACACGCACCCUGCAGACCCUCAGCAAUGAGAAGAAAGCCAAAAAAGUGCGCUUCUACCGCAACGGAGACCGCUACUUCAAGGGCAUCGUGUACGCCGUGGCGGGCGACCGGUUUCGCACCUUUGACGCCCUCCUGGCUGACCUCACCCGCUCGCUUUCCGACCACAUCAACUUGCCACAGGGCGUCCGCUUCAUCUUCACUAUUGAUGGCACACAGAAGAUCGAAUCCAUGGAUGAGCUAGAGGAAGGCGAAAGCUACGUUUGUGCAUCAGAGAACUUGUACAAGAAGGUCGACUACACAAAGAACGUCAACCCCAACUGGUCUGUGAAUGUAAAGGCCUCCGCGAGCCAGAAGAACAUGCAGUCCUUAGCCGCCAAGGCCGCUUGCGAGCCCAGGGAGACCAAGGACUUUGUUCGCCCCAAGCUUGUGACGGUGAUGCGCAGUGGCGUGAAGCCGCGCAAGGCUGUGCGCAUUCUGCUCAACAAGAAAACGGCACACUCCUUCGAGCAGGUCCUCACCGACAUCACAGAGGCCAUCAAACUUGAAAGUGGGAUCGUGAAGAGGAUCUACACGCUGGAUGGCAAGCAGGUGACCUGCCUUCAAGAUUUCUUCGGCGAUGACGAUGUCUUCAUUGCAUGUGGACCAGAGAAAUUCCGCUAUGCCCAGGACGACUUCUCUCUGGAUCAGAACGGUCGGGAGUGCAGGGUGAUGAAGACGCCCAAGGGUCAGCGCGGUUCAGUGAAGAGUCCUGCUCCAAUCAGGCGCACCAAGUCUCCUGCUGAAUCAACCAACGGGACGGGCUCCAGCAGCCAGCUGUCCACCCCGAUUUCAAAGCAUUCCCCCACCUCCACCCCCACCAGUCCAGCCCUCAACAACAAGCAGAAGGAUCUCUACUUGCCCUUAUCUCUGGAUGACGAUGAUUCCCAGGGCGAAUCCAUGUAAACUCUCCCCCUGCAGCCCGCCUCCUGUUUUGGCCUGAAACACAGAAGUUUUUAUACGUCUGCUGCUUUCCACCGUCACUCACAGUGCCACCUGUUGUCUCGGAGAACCGCGUCUUUGUCUCUUUUUUAAGGCCUUAGCCACCGGGGCUACGUCACAAUUUGCUGCUUGAGGGUCACACAAACAAUUCAACUUUUUUUUUGUAAUUAAUGAUUCACUUUUUGACCACAUUGUAACAAUCAGCUCACUAAUGUUCCGACACGUUUCUUAUCUGGAGGUUUCACUAUUUCUCAAACAGCUCUCUCACCCACAGAUUUCACGGGGUAACGUUUUUCACUUUGGUUUCAGACGUUUCAUUGAAGGAUGCACAGACUUUAAGUUUUAAGUCACAUAAUCUCAAGCAGCAAAUUGAUAUUUUUAGGGGUGUGAAGUCAAAGCUGACUAUUGAUUCACUUGUAUUUGGGACGUUUCUCAAUGUCCUCUUGCCCGAUGCGCUUAAUAGUGUGAAAGGUAACGGUUCCGUGUGAGAGGAAGCCGUCUGCGAAGCCAGAGAGAGUCUGUAAAUGUGUAUAUAGCUACAUCCAUCAUAAUGUCUCCGUCCAUUGCUGUGCUUCCAUAACGUCUCUACAGUGUCCGUCUUAACAUUAGCUCAACACAAUAACAGGGUAUGGUAAAAGAAGCAACCAAAAUCAAGUCGCUCCGCAGAGGGUGAGGAUGUGUGGGAUGCAGCUCCUGACUGAAGAGGAUUACUGGGCAGGAGCCCACGCCUCCUCGAUGGGGAUUCGUGUUCCCGACAGAAUUUACACCAGAAAUUAUAAAACCAUAAUCUUGAACAGGCCAUUUAAACCACCGUAGACACACGGAGGUCUGAAAAUCCCCAUUCUGGCUCAAAUUGGCGUUCGUCUUUGUCCAAUCAGAGACGAGGCUAGGAAAAGGCAUCUCACGUCGCCCUCGCAGGAAUUCUUUAUGUUGGUGUUUCCUCUAUUUUGACCCUCUGUAGGCUAUUCAAGCUAUAUAUACCCUCUGUGUUUUAGAUUUUCACAAACUGCAGUGCAUGAUAUCGGUGAAUUAUCAUGAAAGUAAGGACCUAAAACAACCAAAGGAAGAACAGGCCCUUUUUAUAAAGUCAUUUUAUUCACCGAAGUCUAAAUAAUUCCCUUGUGGACCAGUUCACCACCAAUAUGAAGAUGUUUUAUCGAACAGUGUGUGAAAUUCAAGAUAAAUAUUCAUCUCAAAAGCCAAAGCAUGAUUUUUAGACAUGGAAUUGUAGAAAGGGGGGAUAUGAUGUAAGUUUUUUAAUAUUCUGGAGGAAGCACACCUGGAGAUUUAUGCAUGUUGCUUUUUAAUACAUAAAAAAUCACAUCAAGAUUAAAUCAUGCUCAUCUGAGGCGCUUAGUGUUGUCAGGGCACUCAAUGUUAGUGGGGUUUCAUCCAAUGUGCAUGGCUCAGUGGGUUUCAAAUUUAACAGCUAUUCAUUUAUUUCAAGGGUACUAGUUCGGGAAUUUUUUAUUUCUAGGUUUAAGUUGCUCACAUGAGCUCUAAACUCUUUAUUCAAGCCUCUGUGUGCAACUCUCUUUAGUCUUUAGAUUAUUCUUUUUUUUCUCUAGUUGCAUCGUGUGUCUUACGAAUCUACUGAAGAGUAUUCUCGGACUUUGCAGGAGAUCAAACCUGAGAAUCUCUAAAUUGGAAAAACAAAACACUGAAGCACAAAGCAGGGAGCUACUUAUUCAUCACAGACACUUUACUGUCUACUUGCCAGCAUUGCAAUGCGCCACCACAAUUAAUUUCUCAGUGUGUUGAUUAAAAAGUGCUGCACAUGUAGCAUCCUUUAAAUUAACAUCUAUGCAUUAAGAUUAAAGAAUAGUUGAGGAUGACUUUUUUUUUUAAUAUAUAUACCUUAAUAGAAUGAGAAAUUAGCUGAAAUUUAAAUUUCCAUGCAGUUAAUCCAUUGUGAAUGUGUGUGUCUUAGGAGUGAUGUGGUGUCUACCCUCUGGAUAAUCUUAGCUGUUUUGUUAUUAUCACCCACUUAAUACUCAAGACAAAUUCUAACAAAAAAAUAUCUGGUGUUGUGAGCUUCACCUUUCUCCUGCAGGGGGCACUGUCACACCAGCACAAACAGUUAAUAACAUCAGCCAAUCCAACAGCAGGGACACCUCACUUCACCCACCAUUUUGUACAAAAGCCCCAUUUGUCGUCAUUUUUCUCAAGCUCUCCGUUCUGUGUAACCUUCCAUGCUAAUAACAAUAAUAAUGGUCUUUUUCUACAGCUUGUUACAGCGUAUUAAACAGAAACAGAAAAUGUUGGUUGUCUUGUGUAAACCGGCCGCCACCAUGUAAGAUGGAUGGUGUGAGUUCAUCCCCUACAGUGGUGCCUUUUUGUUUUUUAAAGAUUGCUGUCUUUUGAUAAUAAUAAAUGAAACGAGACAUCGAAGGCUUGUUCUUUGUCAACAGCUGUUUGUUAAACAUUUUGAAAUGUCUUGAAUGAGGAAGUCUCCCAGACGAUUCACGGGACACUUUUAUCUCGGUAUGAAUACGCUCCCUGUGCUCUUUCAUGUUUGCCUUCCUGAUCGACUGAAUGACUUCUUUUCUUGGAAACUUACAAUGUCCUUUUUUUAAGUGGUAUUUUGCAACGUCACAGUGGCUUGUUUCAGUGCUUCAUUCAAUGUUUUAACCGGUAUCCUUUUGCAAAAUUAAAACAGUUGUAUUUCA
Molecule: messenger RNA, 3968 nt
Organism: Platichthys flesus (European flounder)
Lineage: Eukaryota; Metazoa; Chordata; Actinopteri; Pleuronectiformes; Pleuronectidae
Product: neuronal migration protein doublecortin-like
Exons: 7
Coding region: 205-1263 (352 amino acids)
Biological process (GO): axoneme assembly; intracellular signal transduction; photoreceptor cell development
Cellular component (GO): axoneme
Source: RefSeq, a predicted model, not a curated record